CCUCUUGUAUACUAAGUUAUCAGGAUUGGUUCGUCGAGGUGCUAAUUGUUCCAGUUUUAUGAGAGAAGAUACAUAUUUCCCAACCUGGCUCUACAUAAUGCUAAUCCUAAUCCUCCCAUGCCUACGUCAGUAUCCAAAGAAGGAUUACCCAUUAUCUAUUGUGUCACCUAGUUCGCCGGAUCGAAUAAGCAAUUAUAGGAAAGUUUAUUCUGUUGAUCUUCUAGCUACGAUGGUUUAAUUGUCAUUGCUUUCCUUGGAAUAUCCAAGUAUAACUUGAAGAGACCUCCAUCUCGUCAUUCUGGAAAUAAAUUCCAAAGUUAUCAACAUUACCUACGUAUCAGAUUCCAAUACAAGCACGCGAUACUACACUACUACUACCAUGACAUUCUCUAUCCUAUUCUUCUUCACGCGCAAAGCCGGCGUCUCCCCGGAGGAGUUCAAAGAGCACCUCGAAAAUAUUCAUAUGCCUAUACUACAAGAGGUAGCUGGUCCGCAUUUCCCGCUAUCACACAGACGGCACUAUAUCCAACGCACUCAAGGCCAAGGCGAAGGUACAACCCGGAAUGCCUCUAGCCCGGCUCAAGUGCUUCUGGGGUCCCAAGCUGACUUUGAUUACGACGUUGUCGCCGAGCUGACAUUCCAGGAUGCUACGGCCUUUCAGGACUUCAUGGCGUUCUCGCAUACCCCCGAAAAAGCAGCAAGGGUUGGCGCUGAUCAGGAGCUCUUCUUGGACCGCUCCCAGUUGCGCGCCGUUGUCGUAGGCGGAACCGAAGUCACGAAGCGGGAAUAGGGAGUUCAUCAAACUAUGCUAGACAAUGGCAGGUAUUGUUGCACGGACUGUUGUUAUAAAAAACUUAUGUUUAUCUCUUCAGGGACUGGAGUAUUGAUGAUAUUGUUGGCGAGAAAAUAUAAUACAGUUCAAAUGA
Daldinia decipiens is the source of this 926-nucleotide messenger RNA. RefSeq names its product EthD domain-containing protein. Gene Ontology annotation, molecular function: oxidoreductase activity. The transcript has a single exon. Lineage: Eukaryota; Fungi; Ascomycota; Sordariomycetes; Xylariales; Hypoxylaceae. The coding region runs from base 380 to 790 and encodes 136 amino acids. The record is from RefSeq and is a predicted model, not a curated record.